AUGCAACUCACAUCUCUCGUCGUGGCCGCUCUGUUGAGCGUUGCCCAAGCCGUCAACGUCCACGUCGUCGCCGUGGGCAAGAACCCCAUGAACAACCAGACGGGCAUCAAGUUCUACCCGGAGAAGCUCACCGCCAAGGCCGGCGACAUGGUGCAGUUCCAGUUCCACGCCGGCAACCACACCGUCACGCAGUCCAACUUUGACCGCCCCUGCGUGCCCCUGUCGACGAGCAACUCGAGCGCCGUCGGCGUCUACUCGUCCUUCCAGCCCGCCGCCGCCAGCGCCGCCAAGGGCAUGAUCCCCGUCUUCACCAUGAUGGUCAACGACACCAAGCCCAUCUGGCUCUUCUGCAGCCAGGGCCCCCACUGCCAGAAGGGCAUGGUCAUGGUCAUCAACGAGAACACCCAGGCCAACGCGUCGCGCUCCCUCGACAACUACAAGAAGCUCGCCGCCAGCGCCGAGCAGGGCAACAUUGAGAUUCCCGGCGGUGGCAGCGGCAACGGCGGCGGCAACGGCAACAACGGUGGCAACGGUGGCAGCGGCAAUAACGGCGGUGGCGGCAGCAACACGACCCCCGGCGGCGUCGGCGCCUCGCCCACCGGAACCCAGAGCCCGUCCACGUCGGCCCCCAUCACCGCCGGCGCGAGCCCCAGCUUCCACGUCUCGACGACGCUGCUGCUCAUCGGGGCUGCCUUUAUGCUUCUGUAG
Messenger RNA from Purpureocillium lilacinum, 708 nucleotides. RefSeq lists its product as uncharacterized. Lineage: Eukaryota; Fungi; Ascomycota; Sordariomycetes; Hypocreales; Ophiocordycipitaceae. The record is from RefSeq and is a predicted model, not a curated record.